UGAAGCACGCUCAGUCCGAACCACUGAUUCGACACAAAAGAUUCGUAAAUGUUUCGAAGCAGUGUUUCUCUUUGACCACCUUUUAAAACGUUCCCAGUUUAACUUUUCCUUCGUUGUGUUUUGGUAUCUGCAAUAUCAGCAAUGGUUUCCCUGUCUCUAAAUUCACUAAAACAAAUAAUGCGUGCGAUGGUGAAUAGUUCUGGUUUUGAUCGGGUUUUAAGCAAGGUUGAAAUCGUGUCUGCAGCACCUGGUAGAGUUGUGUGUGAGAUGAAGGUUGAGGAGGAGCACACAAACAGAGGAGGCACGCUUCACGGAGGAAUGACAGCCACACUGGUGGACGUCAUCUCCACUACUGCUAUUAUGUACAGUGAGAGGGGAGCACCGGGAGUCAGUGUCGACAUGAAUAUAACAUACAUGAAUGCGGCUAAAGUUGGAGAAGACGUAUUAAUCACUGCUCAGGUUUUAAAACAAGGAAGGACUUUGGCUUUUGCAACAGUAGAUCUCACAAACAAGGAAAAUGGGAAAAUGAUUGCUCAAGGAAGACACACAAAGCACCUUGGUGGUUAAAAAUGUAUGCGUAUGUCCAUGUUACUUUCCAUUACAUUGUAUAUAAUCAACUCCACAAUAAAGAUUGAUUUUUCGCACCGUA
This is a messenger RNA of Misgurnus anguillicaudatus (oriental weatherfish), 649 nucleotides long. It is a transcript of the gene acot13, whose product is annotated as acyl-CoA thioesterase 13. NCBI's taxonomy places the organism in Eukaryota, Metazoa, Chordata, Actinopteri, Cypriniformes, Cobitidae. The record is from RefSeq and is a predicted model, not a curated record. Gene Ontology annotation, molecular function: fatty acyl-CoA hydrolase activity.